Messenger RNA from Fonsecaea pedrosoi CBS 271.37, 660 nucleotides. RefSeq lists its product as uncharacterized. The record is from RefSeq and is a predicted model, not a curated record. Bases 1 to 660 code for a protein of 219 amino acids. Gene Ontology annotation, molecular function: monooxygenase activity; iron ion binding; oxidoreductase activity, acting on paired donors, with incorporation or reduction of molecular oxygen. Lineage: Eukaryota; Fungi; Ascomycota; Eurotiomycetes; Chaetothyriales; Herpotrichiellaceae. The transcript is spliced from 2 exons.
AUGAUCUGCGAAAGACACGCCGAGACGAGGGCCACGGAUUCUCCCGGUACAAAAGCUGCUGUAGAUCUGUUCCUGCAGGCAUAUCGCGAGGAAAAGAUGGGUGCAUCGGGCAAGGGUGGACGCAGGACAGACGAGCUUGAUCCGGAAUUCCUGAACCUCGCACGCGACAAUGUCAAGACCCUGCUUCUAGGGGGCCACGACACAACUUCAUCCAAUAUGGCCUACAUUCUGGCCCUCCUCUCGGAACCCGAGAACACCCACGAACUUGGUCGCAUCCGCGCUGGACACGACGUCGUGUUCGGCCCGGACCCUACCGAAGCUGCGUCCAUGCUCCUCUCCGAUCCCCGACUACUUAACAACCUCCCACUCACGACCGCCGCGGUCAAGGAAUCCAUGCACCUCUUUCCCGCAGCGAGCACCACGCGCACAACCAUGCCCAUCCAUCCCGUCCAGACAGUGUCGUUUAGAGGCCAACAGCUCCCAUUCGCAGGCCAACAAAUCUGGGUUGCGCACUACAGCUUCGGCCAACGUGGCGACCUGUGGCCCGAACCCCGGAAAUUCGUCAUCGACAUCACCACCACCUCCACCCCCAAAGGACGCAUGGCGCCCGUUCGAAAAGGGCUCGCGCGGCUGUCUGUCUCGGCCUGGAGCUGGCCAUAA